UGUUCGUUUGUGUUGCUUCUGGUUUUCUUUGGGAAUAGGCUGUGAAUGCGUAGUUGGGUGCGGGGCCGGAGAGGAAAGUGACUCCCUCGUUCUCUUGUAACCGUGGUGGGAGAAGCUCUGUGGGAAAGAGGCGCUUUACCCUUUGCUGAGUUGUUGACUCCCGAAGAGCAGCCUGCCCCUCUCUUAUUCAUUCUUAGCUGUCCCCUGUAGGUCUCUUGUGGCAGAGGGUGAUGUUUCGUAGGUUUUGAAUGCAGUCAGAGUCUAGGAAGGAUGAAGAAGAAGAGACACCUUCUCUGCACUGGGGAUUGGAUCCUGUGUUUUUUGCAUUUGCAAGGCUGUAUAUUAAAGAUAUAAAAGAAAUGAGAGAAUCUAAACAAGUGCCAGGUAUAUUCUUUUAUAACGGACAUCCAGUAAGACAGGUGGAUGUUGUUGGGAUAGUGGUUCAAAGGAAAGAGCGAGAUGCCUUCUAUAGUUAUGGAGUGGAUGAUAGUACUGGAGUUAUAAAUUGUGUCUGCUGGAAAAGUCCCAUGGUAGCAGAAGCAUCUUCAUCAGGUCGUCCAAGCACACCCAGCAGCCUUACUGUGCUUGAACAGAUAAAGAAGCUUCAAGAAAUGGUGAGCCAGAAAACUAAGCUGGAGAUCGGGGAUGUUGUCAGGGUCAGAGGUUGCAUCCGAACCUACAGGCAACAAAGAGAAAUUCGGGCUUCAUGUUUUUAUAAAGUGGAUGAUCCUGUGUGUAAUGUUCAGAUUUCAAGGAUGCUGGAACUCCCCUGUCUCUAUAGAGAAGUUUAUGAUAAACCUUUCCAAGAUCCUGAGGAGGGACAGAGUGGCCUGGAGGAUCAGGCAUUCUUGAUCAAUGUGCUGCAUGAGAAAGUGCAAGGUUUUCUAUUAGAAAACAAAAUUCAGACCUUUUACCAACAGGAGUUGGAAACAAUUGAUACGUUGGUGUCGCUGGUUGGUGCGCAUCUAUCCACUCCCGACUGUCAGGAGGUGAAGUCAAAAAGUAACUGCAGUUCCAAAAGGAUUCACGGUGUUUUUAAGCAAGCAAUAACGAUGCUACAAGAAAAAGGGGUGGUUUUCCAGAAACCUGGUAGUUCCAAGGACUUAUACCAUGUGACUGACUAUGAUAAGGAGCUGCUUGAAGUGACCCUUGAUGUGAUUAAAGAAGACUGUCGAAAACCCAGGCAUGCUGAAAAAGGCUGCCAUUUCCUUCAUAUCUUAAAUUGUGUUCGUCAGAGCUACAACCCCUCUCUGCCUGAAAUGGUGAUGAACCGUGUCUUGGAACUGCUGGAGAGAAACAGUGAUGUUGUCAGCACUAUGGAAGGAUAUUAUAUGACAUUUUAAAGAGAGAAGAUAAGAUACAUUUGUUGUGGUCCAUUCCAGAUAAAGGAGGGGGGAAGGACAGUUUGAGUGACCCUGAAAAGCUGCUAUUACCUGAUAUGGUCUAGAUAGAGGGAGAAAAAAGAGCAUUCUGAUUCUCCAAAUACUAUUUUUGUCUAGCUCCAGAGAAGCUGUUAAAAUACUUUUGUUAAUAUCCUUGCUAACUUCCUCGCUAUUCCUAGUGAAAGUUGUAUCAACCUGAUUCUGGACAUCCUAAUAUAGGAGGGGAGCUAGAAAAGAAACUGCUCUUUCCUUGCAGUAAGAUAUGACAUGGUUGUCCUCACAUUUACAACCCUAAAGAAAAGGCACUGCUCCAGAGUGCUGUUUACAACAGUGGGCAUGACAGGAUUCAUUUUUUCUGGCUUAAAGACUGAUCUCGUGGUCUUUCCAUAUGGUAAUAGCUGUGGAUCUUCCUUUUUAUAUAUACUUUAUAAUACCUAGAGAAAAGACAUAUAAGCAAACAAUCAAAAGAUUUGCCUGGUCUUCCUGGCAGCGUUGGUGUACCCAUGUCUGUAAAUAUGUAUUCCCGAAUAUGCACAACUUUUGCACUACUGAAGCACAGUCCUGGCCUUUCUCUGAAAAGUUAUAUUUAGGAAUGGAGUCCUGCAUCCCUUUCCCACCCUGCAGCCUUGCCCACUGCUUGUCGAGCAUGUCUGGAUUCCCCUGGCUAUCAUGCACACUACUGAUGCAUGUUGCUGUGGAUUCUGUUUAGACCAGAAUUCUCAAAAUCAGCCUCCAUUUUGCUGCUUAUUUUUAAAUUGCUUCCUACAUCACAAAUGGCAAAUCAUAAAUCAGAUGCUUUGGAAAAGAAAACAUGAAAGCCAGCAAGACCCACUGUAAUCUCCAUGCUCCCCAUUAUCUUUUGUGUCUUAUGUUCCUUGUCACUUUCAGGGAAAAAUACUAUUCAUCUCUGUGCUUGCAGGGGAACGGAAGGCAUUGAUGAAAUAACACUAGCCUAAAGAAGGCUGCCAUGCAAGAUGUUUGAUCUCUGUUAUGUGCCACAGUUCAAAGCCCAGAACUGUUCAGUAUUUAUCCUUAGAGAGGGCUUGCUGCUGCAGGGGCUUGUCUGUUUAAUUAAUCUGUUUAAUAGUGUGGAGGUGAGACCUUUAACUUGAAAAGAGAAGAAAGGGUUGAAUGUAUCCUUCCUCUUUCCUCUGCACCUUCCCUGGAACAGUUGAAAUAGCAGACUCCCAGGAGGCAGAUGUAGUGGUAAAGCCCUAUAAGGAUUGACAUAGCAGGGAAAAAUAAACCAUAGGCAUGAGGAAAGCCAGUGAGUAGCCCCAUGUGUGCCAGGUCUCUGGUUUGUUGUUAUAUUAUAUGCCUCAUUCCAAGCUCUGGCUGCAGUGAGAUAUAGGCUAAGAGAAAGGCAUGACAAAAUAUUUGGCAUUUGCAUUCAGAGGCCUGUGGAAAACUCUGUCCUUAAAGAAAUGGUGUGUUUGUUCAUAGUGGAAAAUGAUGUAUGAAUCAUUCUGCUGCUGUAAAUUACCUUCUUGCUGCAGGGCUCACUAAUUUGUUUCCCUGCAGGCUGUCCUACUGCUAGCACUGCUGCUCUGGUUCGAGUUGGGUACCUGUUAGUCAGAUCUUACUAUGGGCCUGAAGAGGUGCUGUAAGGAUGUACUUGUGCAGGAGGAAAUGAAAGAGAAGAUGAUUAAUAAAGAAUUGUGGAAGUCUUCUCUAUUCUUUGCCUGCCUGUCCCAUGUCUCUGGAAAUAAGUGAAAGAAGUCCAGAUUCAGAGAGAAGUGGUACUGAGGGGAAUUGCAGCUUAAAUUUAUGCCUGCAAAAGGUCUGGUUGGCCAGAGGGAAGGUUUGUUUUUCAGAUUCCUGCUCUGAUUACUGAUCAGUUUGAAGUGAUGCUUAAAAACAAAGGCCAUCUAUGAAGCAGUUUGGAGUUUGAUUCCUAAAUUCAUACUCGCUUUGGGAGUUAACUAUAUGCUACUGCUUGAUCAUGGGCAAGUCACCUACUUGGCAUGAGUUCAUGGAUUUUUUUGAACGAAAGUAUGCGGUGUCUUGGGCAUACGGAAGAAUGUGGCAUCUAAUUUAAGAGACUGGCUUGGCCAUUUCCUUGAAAUGUUCUGUAUUAGCAGAAGCUGAUUUUGCUGGGAAAGGGUUAAAAGAACACUGCUGGCUCAGUGGGAAAGGUGAUCUCCUCUCCUGGGCUAGAAGAAAGACUGACCCUGGUUCUCCUGAGGGUGUCAGCCAAGUGUGUGGGCUGGAUGAGUUUGCUAAGUAUUGGAGGAAAGAUAGUCUGCAGAUCAUGUUGCUCUUUAGGGUCUCCUUAAAAUAAAUUCAUACCAAAAUAGGAUUACAUCUUUGUCCUCUGCAGCUUGUAUAGUCAUACACACAGCUUCUAAUGGGUUCUGCUGCAUCCACCUUUAAUGCUGCGCUUCCUGGGUUUUAGAUGUGUUUCUGUGUGUAAAGUCUGCCUAAAACUCCAUGGCACCUAUUUUCUAUGCCUUGGAGAUUCAUGAAAGUGUCUUCCCUCUCUGUCCUGUCCCUGUUGCACUUUAAAAGCAGCUGCAAAGCCUCAGAGAUGAAGUGAGAGGAGCUUGCCUGUGGAAGGAUGGAUAGUCAGUCUUGAAAGAACCUGUCCUCGGGGGUUUUUAAGUUGUCCUUGCUGGCAAUGCUGGACUCAUGUGAUGGAGGGUGCAUUCUGUUGGAGAUUGCUCCCCAGGAACAGCAAAAAGGGCUUUUUCUCACUUGAGUUUGCUCAGGGAAGUAAUAUGAAUGAACACAAGGGAGCCUAUGGUUUUUACAAGACUGAAAGGUUAAGGCAGAAUUAAGAGGAGUCUAGAUUUAAGUUACAGAGAUUCUAAUUCUGAAUAACUGUAUGGAAUAGUUGUGCCUUAAGUUUGCAUGCUUUAUUUUUUUCCAUGGUGGUCACCCAGCAGAGACUAACACUCUGGUUGAGUGCAUUCCCUCUCUUGUACCUACAGGGAAUAGCGUAUGCAUAUGCCUGCACAGAAGUACCCAGGCUAGCUGAGCACAGAGCUCACUGUAGGUUGAUUUACCCAUUUACUCAGUAUCUCUACAGUAUGCUUCUGUGACAGCAGUCUAGACAUACCCGUAUUGGCAUAAGUCACCUUUAUGUAAGUCUAACUACACACACUAGGGCUUUUACUGCUAAUAAACUGUCUCUCUGUUUAAAAGAUCAUAUCCUUAACCAAGAGAGUCAUAUCAUGCACACUGUGAAAACUCUGACCACACCUACAAAAUAUUGUGUGCAAUAUACAGUGAAAGCACACUUUCUUGUUUUGUUUACUUUGAAAACUUGUUAGGCAAUGCAAUUAUUAGUGCUUUACUGAAGGGCUUUGAAGGCGGCACUUUAGUUUAAAAUUGACAAGUGAGAAUUCAUGUUGUAGGACUGCUUCAUGGCCAGCUUCAGUUUCCAUAGAAACAGUUAUGGCAGUAAAAGGCAGGUAAGUAAAAUGGAGUUUUUAAAAGCAGUCAUCAUUUUUGUUACUUUAAAAAGGUAUGUUUCCAUAGAAAUACAACACCUGAGAACAAAAACUACCAAAGAACCUCAAUAUUUUAUUCUAGCAAAAGGUAAGGUGAGUGCUUUUCUGGUGAGGAAAUGAACUCUACUUUCAGUCCCCACCAUCUGCUUAGGUGAGAGAAGAAAUGAGGUGGUUCAUGCCUCAGUUUUGCUCUUUUGUAAAUAGGGGGCAAUCCAGCUCCCUGUGUAGGUAUAAGCCUCAACUUUUCUUAACAUUAGUCAUUAAAAGCUCUUGAGAUCUGUUGAUGUGACCUGUUAAGGAAUAUCUCUGUGUCUGUGUGGGAGAGGGUGAAUGGAUAUAUGCUGGAGUGGGGCUUCGUUCUAAUCCAAGCCUCACUUUUGCUAAUAGCUUUAUCUUUCUCCACCUCGUUUUCCAUGCAUAUUACUUGGCCUGGCUUGUCUUUCUGCUCUGCAGGUCCAAUGAAGCAAUGAUGGCCUCCCUAGUUUUAUUUGUAUCCAGUAUUUUUCCUGGAAUCCUAUUCCCCCUUAUGACUUCUUAAAAAUAUAAAUCCAGGUAAAUAAGUUUCGGGUUGUCUCAUUCUCAAAUCUUUGGAUUGUAAAUCUGUACCUCUGGGGGUGUGUAUUUUACACAAGCUAACUGAGAAAUGAAGCUUUUCUUUCAAAGUAAUAAAGACGAAUGUAAAGAUCAGCUGCGUGACUGAAAGCUGUUAUUUUGUGGAUCUGUGCAUGCUUGUGUAUUCCAGUGAUGAACACCAUAAAUAGGAGUUUGUAGUUCUUCAUUCAGAAUGAAAAUUCAUCAACAAGCAUUUAGUGAGGCGUGGAGCCACAUGAAGAAUUAUGAGGCAGAGUACUGAAAAUCUGCUUGUCAGAGAAAUGGCAGUUUCAUUUACUUUGGGAGUAAGCCGAUCCUGUGGGGAAAAGAUGUGCCUAGCAAAGAUUUGUAUCUUUAUACUUACUUCUGAAUGGGAAAGGAGCAAGUUCAGACCCCAUGGGCAACCUGAAGUUUGAAACUUCCUGUCAGUGCAGCGCUAUGUUCUUUAUUGCCAUCUUUCACCGCAGUCUCCAGCCCUCCUGCCCCAACCCUACAGCCCAGGGAGCAAACAACAGUUCGGCUGCAAAGAUAAAAGAAUAGUUGUAAUAAUUGGUUACCGUCCUCCAGGAGCCCCGGC
Molecule: messenger RNA, 6002 nt
Organism: Neopsephotus bourkii (Bourke's parrot)
Lineage: Eukaryota; Metazoa; Chordata; Aves; Psittaciformes; Psittacidae
Gene: STN1
Product: STN1 subunit of CST complex
Exons: 10
Coding region: 249-1343 (364 amino acids)
Biological process (GO): DNA replication; telomere capping; double-strand break repair via homologous recombination
Cellular component (GO): chromosome, telomeric region; DNA replication factor A complex; site of double-strand break
Molecular function (GO): single-stranded telomeric DNA binding
Source: RefSeq, a predicted model, not a curated record